Molecule: messenger RNA, 7846 nt
Organism: Bactrocera neohumeralis
Lineage: Eukaryota; Metazoa; Arthropoda; Insecta; Diptera; Tephritidae
Product: chromosomal serine/threonine-protein kinase JIL-1
Exons: 10
Coding region: 1066-5709 (1547 amino acids)
Biological process (GO): regulation of DNA-templated transcription; protein phosphorylation
Molecular function (GO): ATP binding; protein serine/threonine kinase activity
Source: RefSeq, a predicted model, not a curated record
UUAAAGCUUUAAAAUUCCUUGAAGGGAUUAAAUAUUAAAAUAAUAAAUAUUUCAAGUUUAAGAAGUAAAAAUGUUUAGGCUGAUAAAAGCUAAACUGAAGUGCAGUUCGAAGUGAAAAAUAUAUAAAGUGAAAUUUUCAUUUUUUAAUUUUUUAUUGCUAUUUUUUAUUCUCUUUUGCGCUGUCAUCACCAUUUUGACAACUCUCCCAUGCUUUGAAAAUAUUGCAUAUGUGUUGGAAUGGCGUGGUGUUAAUUUCUUUGUGUGUGGUAAGGUGGUGAAUUCGCUUGCAAACGGCUGCCAUCUGACGAAAGCGACAAAGCGCAAAAUAGGCGCGUGUAGCUUGCAAUUAAAGUUAUUGAGAUAAUUAAAUAAAUGUACUUUUCGUGAAAAUGAAUAUUUAUAUUUUAUAGCCUUUAGUUUUGUGAAAAAUCGGUGCCCCGGACUUAAAGUUAAGUCGCAAGAAGCGGCAAGAAAAGCAAGUAUCUUUGCUAAAUUCUAAAUAUUGAUACUGCGAGUAUGAAUGUAUGGAUUAACUUCUCAAAUAAUUAUAGAUUACUGGAAGUUUUGAAAAAAUGGGAACAACUGCAAAAGUGCUAACAACAACAAAUACUUUUAUAAAAUCAGUGGCAACUAAUGCAGUAUUUGCCUUGCAAAGGUACGCGUCAAGUUGACCGUAACUAUUAAAAACAUUUCAACGCGCUAGCGUAAUACCCCUCCCACCGUAUUUUCUUCUUUUGAAUAUUACCAAAAAAUCUUUUUAUCAUCGAAAACUGAAACAUGAUUCUCUUUAUUUUCCCCAACAUUUAUAAGUUCGUUGUGAAUUAAAUCAAUCGUGGAAGAUUUUAUGUACAUACAUAUUUUUAGUGCGACUAGCUUGCCAUUUGGAAAAUAACCAUCGACUGUCAAAAAGUUGAACACGAUUAAAUGUCACAAUUGAAAAAUUAAAUUCAUAAAAACUUUAACCACAAAUUCAGAACAAUUUAUACAAAACUCAAAAACUGAUCUUUCCAAUAUACAAGUAAACAAACACAUUACAACCGCAUAUUUUACAAGGUGUUUGGCGUAAUGAGUCGUUAUUAUACCAACAAUACUGGCGGUAGCAGUACCAAAGCCCUGAAUUUAACCGCCAGUGCCACUGUUAAAAAGAUGGGCACACGACGACAAGCUGAGCACGAAAGCGGUUUCUAUGAACAGAGUACGGAUGAUACACAUUUCACUGGUAGUGGUGGUGGUGGCAAGCGUACCCGUCAAUCUUCUGCCGAGCAGCACAUGAAUGGUGGACGAAGCAAGCGUCAGAAAGUAAACAUGGGUACUGCGAAUUCCACAACGCUGCCAGUUGGCGCUCAUAUGACUAUACAUAGCCAAAGCAAGUACACAAGACAGGGUGCAAUUACAACUAAUAACAAACAAGAUCAACGCAACCAAUACUACAUCAAUAACAAUAACAAUGCGAGCAAACGUUAUGCACAACCUCAAAUGCCUCAACAACAACAACAACAAUCGCAACAUCAACAAGUCAGUAGCUCGACGUCAAAUAAAAAGACAACAGCUAGUAACAACAAUAAUAAUAAUAUUAAUAAUAAUAAAAAUAAUUACUAUGUGCAACUUACUGCAAAGAUGAAUGCAUUACCAGUGGCCGAGACUAUCGAAGUGCCCGACAGCAGUGAUAGCGAUAACGAUGACAAGGCUAAUAGAAAAGCUAAUGGUGGGGGCGCCAGUAGUGGAAUGCCAACACUUAUUGUUAGUGGCAGUAGUAGCAGUAACAGUAAUAGUCAGUUGGCUGCCUCCCAUUCACAACAACAGCACAUUCAGAACAAAUACAAAUAUGAACAACAACACCACCAACAGCAACAACAGCAAAUGAGCGUCAAUGGUGCAAGUAGCAGUGGUCAGGUGUCAAGUAAAAAUAGGGAAAGCAAUCGCAAAGCCGAACUCGCUAACGGUAACAACAAUGCGGAAUUAGAACGUAUGCAACGUGAAAUUGAAGAAGUUACACAAGUCCACACCAAAUGUACAGCAACGGAAGAGGAAAAAGUGAAUUUGUCACAUUUCAAGCUGAUACGUGUACUCGGAACUGGGGCUUACGGUAAAGUGUUUCUCGUGCGUAAGAUUGGUGGCGAUGAUGAUAUGACAUUGUAUGCCAUGAAGGUGUUAAAGAAGGAUACAGUGGUGCAGAAAAAGAAGACAGCCGAACAUACCACAACCGAACGACAAGUUCUCGAGGCUAUACAACAAAGUCCAUUCCUAGUUGGCAUGCAUUAUGCAUUCCAAACGGAUUCGAAAUUAUAUUUAAUUUUGGAUUACGUCAGUGGCGGCGAACUCUUUACGCAUCUCUAUACGGCCGAGCAUUUUUCGGUGGCAACCGUACGCAUUUACAUUGCCGAAGUGGUGCUCGCUUUGGAGCAUCUGCACAAAUUGGGUAUUAUAUACCGCGAUAUAAAACUCGAAAAUAUUUUACUAGAUGGACAGGGGCACAUAGUGUUGGCUGAUUUUGGUUUAUCAAAGAUAUUCGAACCCGAUUCGGAUCAUCGUGCGCACAGCUUCUGUGGCACAUUAGAAUACAUGGCACCAGAAAUCAUACGCGCUGGUGCUACUGGACAUGAUCUCGCUGCCGAUUGGUGGUCUGUGGGCGUGCUCACAUAUGAAUUGCUCACUGGCGCCUCGCCUUUUACCGUUGUCGAACAACAAAACUCUCAAGUCGACAUUUCACGCCGCAUACAAAAAGUCGACCCAGUGCUGCCAGCCACAUUGAAUGAUACAGUCAAAGACUUUAUACUGAAAAUGCUACAUAAGGAUCCCAAGAAGCGUUUAGGCGGUAACAGUAAAAAUGCUGCUGAAAUCAAAAAGCAUCCCUUCUUCAAAGGUAUCGACUGGGAUGAGUUGAAGAGUAAAAGACGAAAAGCGCCCUUCAAGCCCAAUCUAGAUAGCGAGGAUGACACACAAAAUUUCAGCGAGGAAUUUACCAAACAACCAGUGAUUGAUUCCCCAGCUCCGGUUCCUGUUAAUACGCAUAGAUUGUUCCGUGGCUACUCAUAUGUGGCGCCACAACACUUGAAAUCGCGCAAAGCGCUGCAAAACGUCUAUGACGUUGAGUAUUGCAAAGAUCCGUUGGUGAAUCCAACAAAUAGUCCGCCCACGCUUCAAUUAGGUGGCGUUUUGAGCAAUGGCAGCUUCGGCAGUUGCUACACACUAACUGACACCGAAAAGCAUUGUAAUUACGUGGCUAAAGUAGUGUCUGAGAAAUUAUAUCGCCCUGCCGAAGUAGAUGCCCUGAGAUCUUGUAAUCAUCAGAAUAUCUGUAAAUAUAUUGAUACAUACCGUAAUGGCUCGAGCAUUUGGAUUGUGAUGGAGCAUGUGGCCGGCGGUGAAUUGCAACAGUUGGUACAUGCGUCUGGCGGUCUCUCUGAGUCACAAUGCUGUGAUAUUUUCCUACAAAUUUGUGAUGCUGUGCAAUAUUUGCACUCGAAGAAUUUCAUACAUGGCGAUAUAAAACCGGAAAAUAUAUUAUUUACCGAUACGCAAAUGAGACGUAUCAAAUUGGUCGAUUUCGGUUCCGCCAGCUACAACUCCAGGGCCGACACUUGGCAAGAUGUGCCCCGUUAUACACUCGAUUAUGCACCGCCAGAAAGUCUUACAGAUCCACAAUGCACAACGUACUCCAAAGCCUAUGACGUGUGGUGUCUCGGCGCAACACUAUACGCCAUGUAUAUGGGUCAUCCCCCGUUCAGGCGUAGUCAGAAUGAGCAAAUUCAUGACCGUGUCGUGAGGCAGCGUAUAAUGGAUGGUGAAAUGCAAACUAAAACGCCACGUUGGAAGAAUGCCAAACUUGCAAUGAGGCAACUAAUUGUAGACUUCUGUUUGCAACGGGAAUCCGUGAAACGUGCGUCAAUUGAGGGAUUGCUGGGACAUCAGUUCUUGUUCGCGAAAUUCGAUGAACUACAAAAGGUGCUGUGCCGUUUGAAUCGCCAACGAUCAGAAGAAGUUGAACACUCUGCUGAUGAGGAGGAUGAUGCGGAGGAAGUGGUUGACACAGAAAGGGAUGAGGAAGUGGCGGUAUCCGAGCUGACGGAAGAAUGCGCUGUCGUGACGAAUGUAGAUGAACUCGUAGGCUAUGAUAUGAGCGUAGAUGGUGCUGAUGCAAAUGUUGUGUAUGAAGAUAUUGAGGGUGUUAGUGCUGAACGAAAUGAAAUGGUUGAGACGGAGGAGGAAGUAGCAGGCGAAAUAGAAGAACAACAACCAGCGGUGCUGGAAGCCGAUGAACUAGACAACUAUAAUGAAUGGCAACAACAGCAGGCACAGCAACAAGCCAGCUCGUCGCACGAAUCCGAUACACAAUCGACACACAACCGUCUCGAGUCUGAAGGCGAUACAACAAGCGGCCUAGGACGCAGUAAAUCGUCUGACCACACAUUGAUCGAACGCCAAACAUUAAGUGUAAAUAGUUUGAAUGGACUAGAAGCAAGUGGAGAACAAAUUGAGUGCGGUGAACUCAUUGAACUUGAGUGUGUUACUAGCGAAAAGACUGUAAGCGCCGACGAGCUGAACGAUAGCAUGCUAGAGGAUGAAGUGGAAGUGAAUGGAUUUGCUGGUUUCGACGAAGACGAAAUUAUCGAACGUAAAAUUAACUAUAUUGAUAUACUAUUAGCACAGAUUGAGCAGAAUAAGAUUGCUACAGUUGAUAUUGACGAGAAUCAAUCAAUAGAAAAUGUGGCAGCACCAAUGAAGACUGAACCAGUCGUUGAAAAGACAAAUGGAGAUAUAAGUGCAAUUAAGAAAAACGCUGGUACUAAAGCUAAAAAAGCGUUUAGUGAACUGAAAACUAAUUAUAUGGCUAACGAAACCAAUAAGACGAAUAAUAAUAAAAUGGCCAAACCGUUGGAGACAAAUGAACAAACACAAGAUCUACGUAAGAAUAAUACAAUAAAGCAACGAAAUGUAAAACAAUUGCGUACGCGUAAGCAAUUGGCAAAUAAGAAAACUAAGACUGGCGCUAGGAGUAAAGAAGCAGCAGUGGCCACAGUAAAACAGGAAAAUGAAUUAGAAUUAAUGCCAAACACUGACGUAGCAGAAGAGAAUAAGCGUACUGAAAAAGACAGCAUAAGCAGCAAACCUGAGUUGACAUUAGCAGCCGAAUCGAAAACCAUACGAUCACGCCGCAACCGACGUAGUAUACGCUUGCCCACAUACGAUGAUGAAAACAACUGGCUCGGUGUAUCAACGCAAAUGCGUGCGAAAUAUGCACAACGCUUCAAAGCACGUUAUCGCUUUUUCACGCUUUUGCUAUUUAGCACACAAAAUGCUUUACGCUAUUUCAAAAUCGAACGUCGCUACUAUGAAUAUCAAACACCACAGACGAGUGAAGCUCAGGAACAGGAAGAGGACACGGCAAUCGCUAAUAAUACACAUACACAUGACAUAAAAAGGGAAAACAAUGAAGGCGAACAAAGUGAUAGGCGUGCCAAUAUCAGUACGGACACUAAAGAAAUGCUUCCAAAGCAACAAAAUGGUGAAAUCAUUACACCCAUAUCAAAAGCAACCUUCAAGGCCAUGACUAAUACGGAAAGACAGGCGCGACACAAAAACAGCCAAAGUGGGAGUCUGAAUGCCAAGCAUGAAAAUAACAUUAAGGAUGUUGUACCGUCGACAGCGGUUCAUUUAGUACCAGUUGGCACGCUACGUACGUUGCGUCAACGUCACGUAUACAAAUGAUUGGCACAUCUUAUGCGCAUUAUGGUGGAACUAGAAUUCAUAGUGGGCUAUAGAUGUGGUCAAAAUUACUACAUAUUUACUUUUCACAUCUUUAUAAGUUAUUUUUGUAAAUUCAGUUAUGUUUUCAUUCAAAAGCCAGCGGGAAUAAUAGGCUAUUGCAGCUUUGCGUGUAACGAAGAGGAGUACAUAUUAAAUGCGUUAAAAACUGUUUUUUUUUUUUGUAUAAAAGCUCUAUAAACUUUAGUAUUAUGCAAACGUCAUUUAAAAUGGUUAUACGCAUUUGAAUUUUUAUUUACAGUUAAUUAAUUUGUUUUUUUGCUGAGAAUUUAAUUGGUUAUUAGUUAUGCGUUCACUAUAUUGAGGGCAGGGUUGUGAGUUUUUCAAUUCAAAAAUAAAUUUUUGGAUUAAAAAUUAGAAUUUUUAUUUUUAAUCCCAAAAUCGGUAUCAAAAAUUUAAAUUUUAAUCCAUGAUUGUAAAUUUAAAAUUUAAUUUUUUAAUUUAAUAGUGAAAAUUGAAAUUGAAAUUUGGCAUUUGAGGUUAAAAAUAAAUUUUUAAUCCGGUAUUUUUACGAUUAAAAUUACCGUAUUUCAGAUUAUUUUUUUUCCAACCUGUUAUUUGGGAUUAAUUUUCUAUAAUCCGUUAUUUGUGUUUAAAAAUUGAAAACUUAUUUUUAAUAAAUAUUUUCAAUGUAAUGAAAAAUAAUUUAUUCAGAUGCUAAUACCAUUUUUUUUUUAAUUCAAUAUUUGCAACCCUGAUUGAGUCACACCUUAAAGUUCGCCGUUUUAAACCGAAUUGGUUUGGUAAGUUGUUGCAUUGCUUCAAUUGUGGUAAAUUAGUUCAACUGAGUGUAGUGUUUGGAAGUAAAAACUCAGCUAUAAAUAUAAAACCACAAAAACAAACUACACAAAUCUCAAUUAUAAAUUCGAUUGUUUUUCUUUUUUAAUUUUUUUACUUGAAUAUCAUUGAACCAGUUUUUUCUCCUCAACGCAUUUAAGUACUAUUCUUAUUACACGCCUAGUGUCUACUUUUUAUGUAUGUAUAAACUAACUGUCAUAAUAUUUUACUGCAAGUACUAAAACGGUAAUUAGUAUUUAAUAUAAUGAAUACAGCGUUGAAAGCUUAUUGUACCUAUAGUUCAAUUUAAACGAUAUUUAAAGAUGUGAGCAAUAAAUAUAAUAAUAAAAUAAUUAUAAUAAUACCGAAAAAACGUGAAAAAAACAAAAGUUAUGAUAAUGACUGCUAUUAAAUAAAUAAGGAACAAAUGCAUAAUUUUUUUAGUAAUAGUUAAUUGAGAUGAAUGCGUUUAUACAAAUUUUUAUCUCAAUGAAAUAUUUGCACGAGACCAAAAAUAAAAUGCGAAAACAGAAUGAAGUUAUAAAUAUGCAUAUAAAAACAAAAAAAAAAACUAAACAGCUGAAGUGGAAAAUUCGCUAAAUAAUAUGAAUGGCGCCAGCAUAGCCAACAAAAAAACAACAAAAUCUAUUUGUUUACUAUAAUUUCCAUUAAUGUUUAAAAAACAAGCAAAUGUAUACAAUUUGCUCCUCAUUUUAGAAAUAUACGCAGUAUAUAUACAUACGUGAAACAUAAAACAAAAAAAUUAGAAACAUAACAUUUUAGCAAAACCAAACAGUUUUACGUGUCUACAACACAAAAAACACUAAACAAAGCAAACGGAAUAGACACACAUAAUUAUAUGCGUAAUAUUAGUUUGUAUAUCCAAAACAAAAAAUUAAUAUUCAUUAUUACAUAACAAAAUUAAUAAUAAAAGAGAAAAUUGAAUAUAUUUAGCAAACGAUUAUAACGUUUUUUAAAUUAUGCUCACCAAACAGAUACGUAUGUACUAAGUCUAAGUGAAGUGUACUUUUCGAGUUGUCUUAAAUCAAAACAUGUAAUGGAGUUAAUUUAAAUAAAAAUUGUAAAUAUUAUUAUUCUAGUGCGUGUUGAAGCGUAUAAACAACAUUUACAUAUGAAAUUUAAAAUAAUCAUGUUUUUAUAAGAAAGCUAAAAAGAGAACAAAAGUAAAGAUAUGUUUAGUUCACGCCACAGAAAAUGCUGCGAAUUUAUAAUGCUAGCUCAUAUUGUUGUAUACAAUGAGUAUAAAUUAAUACACUUUUAGAAAUAAACGCUCUUUUUUUAA